UACUAUUUAAUACUUCCUCAGUCGUACCCCAUUGUGGUUUUAUCCUCGGGGUCUAAUCAUAGAUAUGCGGUCACUGAGUUGCAUAAGACCCCUGAUGUGCUAAGAGGGCCAGGCGAUUUGAGUUACACACUAAGUCCUUCCAAUUUCAUCAUCUCUGGAAAUAGAAAUAUCCUCUUCUCCCAUGAGGCAAACAUGUUGACCCACCUAUUUCACAGCUUAAAGAAAUGGCAGCAACUACAGUGUGUAUCUGUAAGAAAACUGCAGGCAAACAAACUUCCGUUAACGCCAGAGAGCGUCUGUUUACAUACUGCAUGUGGGGAAAAAGAAUCACUGACAUGCCGUUCUAUUGUCAGACUGUCAUCAGAGGUAUUCAGUAGAAUCGUGGCACUGAAGAAGGACUCUUGUGAGAGAAACACAGAGAGAGAGAGACAUACAUAGAGAAUGAGACAGAGAGGAGAGAGAAUGUUCAUCAUUGAUGGGUUGGAAUUAUUAAGUACUUGUAAGAUGACCACUAGGAAUCGUUGGAAGUUUUGCCAUUGUUUUGUGACAUACUAUUUACUCUACGCUCCACUCUUUAUAUUAUUCCCCUGUCUGCUUGAUAGUCAACACUCAUUAUCACUCGAAUGAAUAGAGCCUCUAGUAUUUACCAUUAUUAGCAGUCAGUUGCUAAAUUGACCUCAUCCCUGCUAGUAAAGGCACGACUGAGAUGACGGCGGAGUUGAAAGGUCAGGACAACGGUGAGUGAGUGGCGGUUUGUUGAUCCCCAGCCCUUGUUGUUGUUGCUAUCUGGGUACCAGGUUGCGUUCUGGGUAGCUGGUGGAUAAUUUACACACUUGUGCUGUGGUCAGCAGCAGCACCAUGGAGACACAGAGGCAGUGUGACACCUCGGGCCAGUAAACUGUGCUCCCGCUCCUUCCUCCUUCUCUCAGCUCUACCCCAACAUGACCUUAACCUCAGCAGGAACAGGCAACUGAAUACUCACCUCUGAGAUUCCGAUAAGAAAAUCCCCGGCAGGUUUACGAGGAGCUGGAGCGAGAGAUGAACUCCGAGCAGGAAAGGCCGUUCAUUUGCAGCGCUCCAGGCUGCUCUCAGCGUUUCCCCACAGAAGACCAUCUAAUGAUUCACCGCCAUAAGCAUGAGAUGACCCUCAAAUUCCCCCCCAUCAAAAGCGAUAACAUGCUAUCAGACCAGACGCCAACCCCAACACGCUUCCUGAAGAACUGUGAGGAGGUUGGACUGUUUAGUGAGCUGGACUGCUCCAUCGAGCAGGAGUUCUGUAAAGUCCAAGAGGAGGAGGACACCAAACAGAAUAUUGCUCUUCAUGCACAACCAGGCCCCAACCAGCACCAGCAACCCCACAGCCGCAUGGCCAACCAUGAGAGCAGCAUAGUGAUACAGCAAGCAUUACCCUCGCCACAGUCCAGCUCCGUCAUCACGCAGGCUCCUUCCACUAACAGACAGACUGGCCCAGUUCCUGGCUCUCUCUCAUCACUGUUACACUUGAGGAACAGACAGCGACAGCCUCUGCCAGCCUCCAUGCCUGGCACUCUGCCCGACCCCACCAUGCAGGGAUCCUCCGCUGUGCUCAUGCCUAUGGAGAGACAAAUGUCCAUGGGCUCCAACAUAAUGGGCAUGCAAGGCCCCACCCACAGCAGCUCCUGUUCCUCUCCUCAUGUACCAUCCAUGCAUUCAGAAGCAAAACUGAGACUGAAAGCUGCUCUGGCUCACCAUCCGGGGCCUAUCUCCAAUGGCAACAUGAAUACGAUGGGUCACAUGAUGGAUAUGAUGUCAUCGCGGCAAGAGCAGAGCCAUCACCAUUUGCAUUCUCACCCUCACCAGCACAUGCAGGCCCCACCCCAUGGUUACCCACACCACGCCCACCACCAUAGCCACAACCAGACAGGUCACCACCACCCGCAGAGCCAUGGGCACCAUAACUCACAUCCAGGCCACCUACACCCUGCACACAGUCAUCAGACGUCUCCUCACGCCCCAAUGCACUCCGCUGCACCCCAGUUAUCGCCGGCUGCGCAGCAAAUGCAGCCUACGCAGACGCUGCAGUCUGGACCACCCAGUGGGGGUCGGCGCAGACGUGUGGUGGAUGAGGACCCUGACGAGCGCCGGCGCAAGUUUCUAGAGAGGAACCGGGCCGCCGCUACACGCUGCAGGCAGAAGAGGAAAGUGUGGGUGAUGUCUCUAGAGAAGAAAGCUGAGGAGCUCACCCAGACUAACAUGCAGCUGCAGAAUGAGGUGAGCAUGCUGAAGAAUGAAGUGAAUCAGCUCAAGCAGCUCCUACUGACACACAAAGACUGUCCCAUCACCGCCAUGCAGAAGGAGUCACAGGGUUACCUCAGUCCAGAAAGCAGUCCAGCAGGAAGUCCGACCCCUGUGACCCAGCAGCAGGUCAUCCAGCACAACACCAUCACCACAUCCAACACAGCCCCCAAUCACUGCACAGACAUCAACCCCAUCCACUAGAGACUCUCUCUGACUUAGAUGCUCGAACAGCUGCACCAUGAGCUCCAUGAACAAAAGGCACACCUCCGGGCCUUUGCGGCAACUCUUUCUUCCAUAUGUAUUUGGUACAUGUAAAUCUCAUGGUUUCGUUGGUGGUUUUUUUUUUGUUUAGUUUUUUUCUGUUUUUUUUUUUGUUGUUGUUGUUGUUGUUGUUGUUUUUUAAUUUGAAAAUAGUUUCUAAAGGAGUCCUAUCAAAAUUACUCCAGUGCUGAACUUUUUAGCAUGACCCGUUCACACAAAGUCACGGUUACGAAGUGACCGUGAUUUUCACGUAUGAGAGCGCGUUUGAGACUGUUGAGUUUUUGCGUGUUUUACUGACUGUCCCUCAAAUACUACUGCCUUCCCAUAUAUGCAACAGUCAAAUUGUAGCCUUGAUUUGUCCUUUCUUAUUGCUCUGAUCUAUAAUGCCAAAAAAAAAAAGCUGUUCCUUUUUAUAUCUGUUUGUAUUUACAAAUGAUUUAUGAUCAUUAAUUGUUCUGUCACACUUUCAGUCUCCUGCAAGGCGAUGAACUAAGAAAACCUAAUUGAUAAUCCAUUAUGUAUUGAUGACAAUAACAAUGUUAAAUAGAAGCAAUAUACAUCAGCCUGACGAAUGCUCAACAACUUGGCUGUCAUUUUACUGUCAAUUUACCAGAUUUAAUUCACAUCACAACAUCGCAGUGCAGUAAAUUACCUGCUUAGCUGGUGCUUGGCUGUGCUGCUUUCAGCAGUGGCCAGUCGUUUUAAAAUCAAGUUACAUCAAGUAGUGUUUUAUUUGGGUUUGAGUGUCUGCCUUGUUGAAAAUUCGUCAGAAUUCUGAUGAGGCCCACAGUGUGUGUGUAUAUGUGUGUGCGCGAAUCUCAUUGGCUGCUCUAGCCAUAUGCUGAAUCUCAGCACGGUGACACCCUUGAGACAUCUCUGCUUACUGAAACCUCUGGGCCAAGUUACAAAGGCCUUCUGUAAAGUAAGAAAAUAAUGUAAUCACCAGUAAUCAAUGUUUGUUUAAAUCUGCAUGGCCAUUGUUCUGUUGGAUGAAUAUGAGGUUGAAACCUACCCUUUUUUUUUCUUCUUUUUUUUUUUCGCAUGGCCAGAGGAGUCUGUCUCUUAGUUGCUCCUUAAGUCUAUGAUUAUGCAGUAUGUAAUAUGAGCAUACAGUCUAACAGACUCAACAGAUGUUGAUUAGAUUGUCUGGAUUGAGAGACAUCCAGAUCGGGUGCAUAAGAAAGCUUUACGAGCAACUCUGCCUCUCAAGGACCAAGCAAAGACUCAGUAGAGGUCUACAGAAUUUCCUAUAGCAGAUAUGUAGGGGUCUGUAGGAGGUCAAAUCUGCUGCUGCACUGGAGAUCUUCAUAUUGAUAGCAGCUUCUUUUUACUAUAAGGACAUUCCAAUGUGAACCCUUUGUAUCUUUGUUUGGUUGUUUGUACAAAGGACCUCUUUACCUCAGGACUGCAUAAUCCCAGACACGAAGCUGCCCUCUGUAGCCAUGAGUGGCUGAGCAGACCUUGAACCCCUGAUGAGGUUGUAUCAAUUAGCUGUCUCCCUUUAACUUUGACUUAUUACUUAGCGCUUUAAUUCAUUUGUCUGCCUCUAAGAGAAUGUAGCAUUGAACUAUUUCUAAACAGGUACCAAUCUAAACUAUGCUUUCCAACUCUCACAAUGUGCCUCAACUAUUUUGUGACGUACUCACAUGCAAAAGAAUGUCAGCUAUUAUUAAUACCAUGCAAUUUUUUUUGUGUUGAAGGUUUGAUGCUCUUUUGUAAAAGUUCGUACUAAUUGCUUGUUUGCAUGGAGCAGUUCUUGGGGAUUCACUUCGGUGGACACUUGGGUAUUCGUCUGGACCUUGGAGGCCUGUGAUGAGAGCACCUUGACCUUCUUUGACUUUUCUCAGGCAUCCAUGGUCAAGCCCAACUAAAUCGUUAAGACUGCACCAAAAUGUCCCCCCCAAACAGGAUAAAAGGUCCUUCUUCUAACAGCUGAACUUUCAAGUAUUCCCCAGCUUGUCAAGGACACUUUAGCCCUCUUAAUUGGAACAUAUUGAUUUCCUUCACCUUUCCAUGCAGCACUGUGUCUGGAGCGGGAGCAUGCUAAACCACCUCCACAUUUAGAGGAGGAUCCAUGUAGCUGUCUAUGCACUUUGACCUCUGCGUGUACAGCAGAGUUUGAAAUAGCCAUAUUGAAGACUCAGUGAUUCUUCUGUUCCCACACCAGCGAGAUGCAGCCCCUGUCGUCCCAUGGAGACAGAGGCAUCGCAGCCUUUUGUAUCUCCCAAAAAAAAAAAAAAAAAAAGGAGUCCCUUAUUGGGCCAUCCUACUGGAAUCCAAGGAAAUGUAUAUCUUCACUUUCAGACUUUGUGUCUAGAUGCUCUUAUAGCUUUAAAAGAUUUCAGAUGUCUCUUUCUAUCUACGCAACUUUGUAGAUAACCUUUGUAGGUUUUUCACACUGUGAAGGUGGCUGGGGUAGUAAUGUGAAAUAGAACAAUAAUGUUUUCUAUUGAGUCUAAGACCUCAUGUGUUGUGUUUGCGUUCGGUCAGUUGCAGCAGUUUCCCCAUUGAACAAUGUAACUGAAGCCAGCACUUGCUUGUAAAGAGCACUGUAAAGAGGCCUUUUCUUUUCUUCCAUGAUUGUGGUUUGUUACAGCUUAACGCAAACCUGAUAAUAAUACGUGUGUCAUCUCAGUGUGCAUUUCAAUACUGCACUCUAGUUUCUGCAUUGCAAUGUAUUGAGCUAGCGAGAAAGUUGGCCACCAUAGCUGUCUUAAUCCAGACUAAAAAUAGACGGGAUAUUUGUACGGAACUUUGUGCAUCCACGUUCUCCACUGCGUUAAAGGUUGUAUAUUACAGGCUUAAACCUGGAAGGCGCAUGAAAGAUAACAUUUACAUGGGUCUCUAUGGAGGACCAUAUGGUUGUCGUUUGACACAUUUAUCAUCCAGCAACAUGUCUCAGACCACGCUGGAGUAGCAAAGUUAAACAACCAUCAGACGUCGUGCGGUGUUUCAUCUCCUCGGUCUUUUCAUUUCAAAUGACAGCAGAUCAGGUUAACGUCCACUACGGGCGACAUCACCUCUGCUCGCCACAGAGGCUGAGAGCAAAACAGAUACAACUGGAAUGAUUUAUAAAAGGAAAACAAUACAGAUUAAUCUCAAUUUGUUGAUUUGGACAUCGUUCCUUUUUAAAAUGAGCGAAUAGUUUUGUCUUUUGUACUUGCUUUCUAAGAAAAUGGAGAGAAGCGUGUGCGUGUGCUCGUGUGUGUGUGUGCGUGUUUUUUUUUUUGUUUUUUUUUGCAAGAUGGUGGACAUUAAAAAAGUAUAAAUGUAUCAUUUGAAGCAUAAAAAUAUAAAUAUUGUAUAGAUUCUCAUUAAUCUUGCUCAUGUAAUGCAACCACCUUUCUUCUCGAAAGGAGUCAAUGUUUGGUACAUGUUGUAAAUAAUGUCUGCAAAGCACUUCAAGUGUUUGUUCAAAUGUCUGUUCGUUUCUGCGCAUAAACCUUUCCUUGUUUAUUCCACAUCCUGGAUUCAGACAUGCCUGCAUAACUUUGUACAUUUUAUAUAUGUUUGUUUGUUCAUUUGUUUGUCUAUGCAUAUGUACAGAUGUGAGAUCACAGCAGCUAUAUUACAGUAUGGAAAUAAAGCACUUGUUCAGUAACAAAGCAAGCCAAGUUUUUAUUAAGGAAAAGAUUAAAAAAAAAAAAAAAAAAAAAA
This is a messenger RNA of Ictalurus punctatus (channel catfish), 6195 nucleotides long. RefSeq names its product cAMP responsive element binding protein 5b (gene creb5b). The record is from RefSeq and is a predicted model, not a curated record. NCBI's taxonomy places the organism in Eukaryota, Metazoa, Chordata, Actinopteri, Siluriformes, Ictaluridae. The transcript has 11 exons. The coding region runs from base 1039 to 2478 and encodes 479 amino acids. Gene Ontology annotation, molecular function: DNA-binding transcription factor activity, RNA polymerase II-specific; cAMP response element binding. Gene Ontology annotation, biological process: regulation of transcription by RNA polymerase II.